AUGAGCCAUAGAAAAUUUUCAGCUCCUCGUCACGGCUCUUUGGGAUUUACUCCCAAGAAACGCAGUCGUCGGAUUCGCGGUAAAUGCAAGGCCUUUCCUAAAGAUAGACGAUCCAAACCCCCUCAUUUAACUGCCUUCAUGGGCUUCAAGGCCGGUAUGACUCACGUUCUCCGUGAUGUCGACCGUCCCGGUUCAAAGGUGCAUAAGAAGGAGGUUGUUGAGCCUGUUACCGUCCUCGAAUGUCCACCAAUGGUUAUUGUCGGUAUUGUUGGAUAUAUCCAUACCGCUCACGGUCUCCGCACCUUCAAGACGGUUUGGGCUGAGCAUUUAAGUGAGGAGUGCCGUCGCCGCUUCUACAAAGACUUCUGCAAGUCGAAGCGAAAGGCCUUCACUAAGGCUUCCAAGAAGUGGGCUGAUGAAGCUGGUCUGGCAUCAAUUAAUGCCGACUUGAAAAAGAUGAAGAAAUAUUGCGCAGUCAUCCGUGUCAUCGCUCAUACUCAAAUGCGUUUAAUGAAGCACCGUCAAAAGAAGGCGCAUAUCAUGGAGAUUCAGGUGAACGGGGGUACAGUUGCCCAGAAGGUUGAUUGGGCUCGUGAGCACCUUGAGAAGCAAGUUCCAGUUGCAAAUGUGUUUGCUCAGGACGAGAUGAUCGAUGUGAUUGGUGUGACCAAGGGUAAGGGAUUCAAGGGUGUUACCUCUCGUUGGCACACGAAGAAGCUGCCUCGCAAGACUCACAAGGGUCUGCGAAAGGUUGCAUGUAUCGGUGCUUGGCAUCCAGCCCGUGUUGGUCGCAGUGUAGCCCGUGCUGGUCAAAAGGGUUACUUCCACCGCACCGAGAUGAAUAAGAAGAUCUAUCGCAUCGGUCUCGGUGUCCAGGCUCAGAUUGAGGCUGCAAAGAUGGAAGCCGCCAAGGAGGAGAACAAGGAGCUUGCUGCCUUGAUCAAACCGAAGGGCAACGCCUCAACUGAGUACGAUCUGACUGCCAAAAACAUUACCCCAAUGGGUGGAUUUCCGCACUAUGGAGAGGUGAAGAAUGAUUACAUCAUGAUUAAGGGCUGUUGCAUGGGUCCUCGCAAGCGUGUUAUCACUCUGCGCAAGAGUCUGCUCGAACAGACUAGCCGUAGAGCCCAAGAGAAGGUUGUCCUUAAAUUCAUCGAUACUUCCUCCAAGUUCGGUCAUGGGCGCUUCCAGACUCGUGCUGAGAAGAAGGCUUUCUUGGGUCCACUUAAGAAAGAUUUGGAACGUCCAAAAGUUUCGGCAUAA
This is a messenger RNA of Rodentolepis nana, 1263 nucleotides long. NCBI's taxonomy places the organism in Eukaryota, Metazoa, Platyhelminthes, Cestoda, Cyclophyllidea, Hymenolepididae. The record is from the annotation of a GenBank genome assembly.